Molecule: messenger RNA, 1803 nt
Organism: Pelagomonas calceolata
Lineage: Eukaryota; Pelagophyceae; Pelagomonadales; Pelagomonadaceae
Source: the annotation of a GenBank genome assembly
UGCAAGGGUGUGCUGGCAAUUAAACCCCCCGCUACGCGCCGCUCCGCCAUACGGCGACGUGUGAGUGCUUCAGAAGGUAGCUGACGCCCACGCCAAACGCCAGCGCACACCGGCGCCGCGCCAAGACGCCCCGCCGCGCCCCAUCCCGCUCUACGGCACCUUGAAGGAUACGCGAAGCACGCCGGCCACCGGACGCCACCGCCGCGCCGACGCGUCGUCACAGCCCGCCGCAGCCCCCCUGCGCCAGGGCGCGCCCCCGGGAACCGCUUCGAGGCGUAGGGCAAAACCGGCCCCGCGAGCGCGGCGCAAAACGCGCCCAAAAAGGGGCCCGACGCGGCCCGAGACGCCCAAAAAGGCACCCAGCACGAGCCAUGGCCCAGCCCGCCCCCCUCACCACGGGCGAGACCCUCGCGGCCGUCUACGACCGCCUCGCGGCGCUCGCGCCGGCGCACGGCCGGCCGCCCCCGGACGCGGAGACGCGGGACGCCGACAAGAAGCGCCCCACCGACGAGCCGGCGCCGGAGAACCCCCCGAAGCGCCACAAGACCGAAGAAAACUCCUCCUCGGGGGGCAGCGACGACGCGAGCCGGGGCGGCGCGUCGAGCGGCGACGACACGUCCGGCGCGACGGCCGACGGCCUAUCAUUGACAUCGCCCCUGGCGCCGGUCGUGCGCAUGCGCACGCUCGCGGCGGCGUCGGGCGAGACACUACAACAACUGCCGGCGGGCCGCGCGGGCCGCAUGCUGGUCGCGGACGACUCGUACACCGUGCGCCGCUACCUGCAGCGGACCUUCGAGCGGAAGGGGUACGUGGUGGACGUGGCCCAGAACGGCUGGCAGGCCUUCGCGCAGAUGCAGACGCGGCUGUACGACUUCGUCUUCCUGGACAUCGAGAUGCCGGUCAUGAACGGGUACCGGUGCGCCCAGGCCAUCCGGCGGUGGGAGGCGCGCGUCGAGCGGGAGCAGAAGCAGUUCAUCUGCGCGCUGACGAGCCACGCCCAACCGGACGAGCGGGAGCUGGGCCUGGGCAUUGGCCCGUGUGGAAAUCAAAAUUUACGGCGCGUUCGUGCUGAAUCAUCGCGUCGUCCUCCACGCCAUCGACGCGACGCCUGCUCGACGGCGUGGCGGUGUGAAUUCCUCACCGCUCGACCGAGCCAGGACGGCCGCGUCGUCGCCGAGAAACGCACCCGACGCACUGGUUGAUUUCCACACAGGCAUCGGCAUGGACCUCUUCGAGGCCAAGCCGGCCAAGCCGAAGCGGUUGCUGGGCAUCGUCGAGCAGGCGCUCGCCGCGGCGAACGGCGACGCGGCCGCGGCGGCCGCGAUCGCCGCCGCGGCCACGGCCAAGGCGUGCGCGGAGGCCGGCGCCGCGGUGCUCGAGGACGAGGCGCCCCCGGCGCCGCUCGGCGACCUGAACGUGGGCGAGGAGGUCGAGCUCUGCCUCUGCGCGCGGAGCGGCCUCGCCUGGAUCGGCGUCGCGGUGACGCGCGUGCGCGCGCCGGGGCCGACCUACGACGUCGCGGGCGACGUCGUGACGGCUUCAAACGUUGCGCGGCGCCGCCUGCGCAAGCCGAACCAGACGCAGGCGCCGCUCGCGCCGGGUGUGCCCGUCGACGUGGCGCAUGAGGGCGCGCUCCGGCCGGGCGAGGUCGUCGCGGUCGACGGCGACGCGGGCACGUGCGACGUGAAGCUCGCCGACGGCACGCCGCUCCAGGGCGUCGCCGCUUCACAGGUGCUCGCGUUGCACGCGUGAGCCCUCCCCCCUCCCCUCAUCCCCCGUCGUGUAAUGAGAUCGUGUCUAGAA